Messenger RNA from Arctia plantaginis, 5463 nucleotides. The record is from the annotation of a GenBank genome assembly. NCBI's taxonomy places the organism in Eukaryota, Metazoa, Arthropoda, Insecta, Lepidoptera, Erebidae.
AUGCAGGGAGACGAUCCACCAUUCUUGCCUGUUGGUACUGAUGUAAGUGCUAAAUAUAAAGGUGCUUUUUGUGAGGCCAAGAUUAAGAAAGUUGUGAGGAAUAUUAAGUGCAAAGUAACUGUAAAAGCUGGUGGUGGAACUAUCACUGUUAAUGAUGAUGUGAUUAAAGGCAACCUUAGAGUAGGGAGCACAGUAGAAGUGAAACAGGACCCUAAAAAGGAUGCUAUGGAAGCUGUCAUCACUAAGAUACAAGAUUGUAGCCAGUAUACUGUUGUAUUUGACGACGGCGACAUAACGACACUGCGACGGUCAGCGUUGUGUCUGAAAAGUGGAAGACACUUUAACGAAAGUGAGACACUUGACCAGUUGCCUCUGACGCAUCCAGAACACUUCUCCACCCCUGUGAUAGCAGGCCGUAGGGGCAGGAGAGGGAGAGCACAGUCAGAAGAAAGCGAGGGCUCCGGCAGUGGUCGGCGCGUAAAGGCAGACGUGGAGCCACACGUGGGACGUGUGGUGCUGGUGGAGGCGGGUGGCGGAGCCGAGAGACGGCGGCCGCAUCAGCCCGCCUUCCCAGCACUUGUCGUAGCGCCCACCGCUCAGAUCAAAGUCAAGGAAGACUACCUCGUUAGGUCCUUCAAAGAUGGCAGAUACUACACGGUCCCCAAGAAAGAAGCCCGUGAAUUUCGUAAAGGUAGUGCGCCUCUAGAAUGGGCUGGUGUGGAAGCCGCAUUACAAUAUCUCAACAAUGGGGUGUUGCCGCCUCAUUGGGAUAGAGACACGCUUUUCAACGAACCCAGGAAUACUUCCGAUGAUAGUUCAGAUGAUGAGCCGCGUGAGGAGAAGGACCACUUCGUCGCGCAGCUCUACAAGUUUAUGGACGAGAGGGGAACCCCGCUCAACAGAAACCCCACUAUCGCAAACAAAGACAUUGACUUGUAUAGACUGUUUAAAGUUGUAGAGAAGUUGGGUGGCUACAACAGAGUUACUAAUCAAAAUCAAUGGAAAACUAUUGCGGACAAGAUGGGCUUCCACCCAGUUACUACAAGUAUUACUAAUCUAUGCAAACAAGCAUACAAAAAGUUCCUACACAGUUACGAAGAUUUCUAUCGCAAGCUGGGCGUGACGCUGGUGGCGCACCCGCGCGGCGCCCGCACGCCGCCGGCGGGCCGCUCGCUCAUCCGCGACCGCGACCGCCACCCGCCCACUUCUUCCUCCGCCUCGGCCUCCGCCUGCUCCACACCUACUGGCACUCCUACACAGCAACGCGGUAAAGAUAAAGAUUCUUCUGAUAAGAGCGAAACUGACAAAAGCGAGAAAAGUGAAAAGGAAGAAAAACAAGAAAAGCCAGAAAAAACAAAGGAGAAACCUCGUGUCAGUGAUGGCGAGGAUAGUGCUGAUAAUCAGCCGCUUCUAGCGACUGUCGCGCCCAAAGUGGAAAAAGAUAAUGAAAAGGACAAAGAAAAAGACAAAGAUAAAAAAGAGGAGAAAGAAAAAGACAAAGAAAAGGAGAAAGAAAAAGAUAAAGAAAAGGAGAAAGAAAAAGAAAAGGAAAAAGACAAAGAAAAGGAGAAGGAAGCGAAAAAAGAAAAGGACAAAGAGAGGGAUAAGAGCUCUACAUCAAGCAGCACUAGUGAAGAAAAGGCAGUAGUUAAGCCGCGCUCACAGUCCAAAGGACGAACAAUAACUCCAGUCAAGAUAGACCACGAUAAAAGAACUCCUAAGAGACGAUCUUUGUCUUCGAAAGCAGGUGACGGUGCAAGUACCAGCACCUCACGAGCGUCUCGUCGUCCGCACGUUUCAACUGAUAGCGAUAGUUCGGGGCGAGCUUCCAGAUGUGGACCAAUAAAAAAGAUGCAGAGUCGUCGAAGUCAGAGCGCUAAUUCUGCAAGCAGCGGAAAUACUAUCGCUUCUAAUAGCAGCAAGCGACCUCGUAAGAGAAAGAGUACUGAGCCUUCAACAAAUGAACCCACAAGAUCAGGCGUCUCUAACGUGAAAGCUCAAGUUGGUGACAAAUUAAAGGUGUAUUAUGGUCCCACACAGUCGGAGUCGAAGGUGACAUACGAAGCUAAGGUUAUAGAGGUGUCAUCAGAAGGCAUGCUGCGAGUACACUACACGGGGUGGAACACUCGCUACGAUGAGUGGAUCAAACCGCAGAGAAUUGCGCUCAACGUCACACAACAUGAGCAGCGGAAUAAGAAGAACACCGGUAUGAAUAGACGUGCAAGAACAAAGAGAACUGAAGAAUCGUCAGCACGAUCGGAUUCAGAUAGCGACUCUGAAAGUGAUGAAGAUGUCAAGAGACCUUCUAAAAAGUCAGACGAAAAGCCCAACUCAAAAACUCCAUCAAGAUCUAAAGACCUUAAGUCAAGCGACAGCAGCAGCUCCAGUAAACCACGCAAGAGGCCUGUGAGAACCAUAUCGACUCCUACUGCAGCUUCUCCACCUAAAAAACCCCGUCCAAACGUCACUGGACGUGAUUUCGAUCUUAACGAAAUUAGGUCUGAAUUAAAAGGAUUACAGACGGUAAAACAGGAAACCGAUGAAACAGUUAAAACUGAAGGGGUAGAGGCAUCGUCACCUACAGCUUCCCAGUCAAACCCAGCCCCGCCUGAACCACGUCAGUCAGAGAAACAACCAGAGGAUGUUUAUGAGUUCAAAGAACCAGAACCAUUCGAACUAGAAUUGCAUGAUGAAAAGAAAAAGCGUACUCAUCGCAUCUUUGAUGACAUCUCCCCCAGUAAAUACACAUCGACGCUAUCUAAAUCCUUGAGUGAAGAAAUAUCAGAAGAUCCGAUGCGAGUACGACCUCCGUUAAGGUCGCCUUCGUUAUCGCCUUUCCGGGAUUUCGGCAGCUCCAGAGAAGUAGGCCGUCAUAGCCCAGAAGACGAUUCCAAAGAUGGACUCUUUUCUUUAGAUGAUGAUUCAUUCCCGGGCGAUGGUAGUUCUGGACCAACUUUCGAAGGAUUUACUCCAGCUAAAAACCAAGAAACCUAUUCCAAAAAGAGUAAAGUCUCUAAAUUGAGAGAACUUAUUGAUGAUUCUCCAGACUCCCCGGCAGAUGACGAACAAUCGUCAGAUGAUGAUCCUGAAGAUAUAACCAUAAAACAAGAAAUAAACAGGGAUCCUAUCCCAUUGUUAUCGGUAAUCGAAGAACCGAAAACACCAGAACCUGUCUUGAAGGAGGAACCAAUGGAUUCGGAACCAGAAUUACCACCCACAGAAGAAAAAAUAGUUAAAACAAAGGCAAUAUCUAGGGAAAAGACUCCUGAACCGCCAAAGACGCCUCCGCUACAAAAACAAUCCGAAGUUCAACUUCCUAAAAUAAGUAUAGUGACAAGCAUUUCAAUAAAUAAUACUACUACUACACCUGGGACUAACACUGCUGCUACAACUGUUUUAAGUCCUACUCGCAUUCCCACUCCAACUCCCAACCCAUCUUCCCCGCCAAUAAUCGAAUUGAAAAAGAAAGAAGAGCCUAAAACUAAACCCAUUGAACUCCCUAAAACUAAAACUCCUGAACUCCCCAAAACAAAACUAGAUAUCCCUAAGACAAAAACACUGCAACUUGCUUUAACAAAAGUUCUAGAACUUCCAAAAACUAAAAUUUUAGACAUGCCGAAAUCAAAACCUGUAGAGCAAUCUAAACCACAAGUUUUAGAGCUACCUGCAGAAGAGCCUAAGAAAGAAAUUAAAAAAGACGAGCCAGAUAAGCUUUUAGUUAUCCCACCUGUUUUAGAGCCCAAAGAAAAAUCACUCAUAAUUAAACUUGACAAGAAACUUGAGAAUGCACCGUCAGAACCGGAUAGUCCAGCUAGAAUCGAUGUCCUUCCAGAACCUCCACCUGGGUUUUUACUGCAAUCAGAAGGUCCUAAGAUAGCAGAAAAGCUUCUUAAAGCCAUUAGUAGUGCUAAGAGAUUAUCUAUGUCUCCUCCACCAUCGCAAGAUCGACCAGACACUCCUAAAUCGGACUCAAUUAAGUCGAGUAGAUCGGACAUCAAAUUAAUCGCCAUAUCCCCUGAACCCAAGCCAAGCCAAGUGAAACCGGAUCUAGGAAAACCAUUCGUUAAGAUAGAGCCGAUUAAAAAGUCUGUAGAAAAUACCACAGAGUCUAUAUUUGGUGAACCACAUAACUUUGUGGAUUUGAAACGCGAUACAUUGGAUAUUAAAAAGCCUAAGUCUGAUGAUCCAGUAGCACCGAGGUUGCAAAGCCCCUUAAACAUUUUGGAACGAAGGAAGAGUGUGGCAGACCACCCACUGAGUGUACCAGGCAAAAAUAACAAAGUGCUUAGUGACACAAUACAGAAGCUUUCAAGUCAAAUAAAUCAGUCGGCAGCGGCGGCUGCAGCCAGUAUUCCGCUGCCACCUUUUCCUACGGAAGACAGAAGCGAAUCCAGCGACUCCGAUGAUUCUGACAGGAGGUUAAUAAUAGAUAAGCUAUCAGUUGAAGAAUGGGGCUCCGGUGGCAGUUCUGAAGCGGUGCCCACUGCGGCCGUCGUGGCUAGCGCAGCCACGCGGGCUCUGCACGCGGGCAAAUCUCUGGGCGAGUGGAGCGGGGCCGAGUCUCUGCUCAUGCUCGAAGACGCUUGUAAGAACGAGAGGAAACACAGCGCGAGCGUCGUAGUGGCGGGUAGCGGGCGUGUCGCCACCGUAGCCGCGGCGGCCGCGUGCGUGUCGGGCGUGUCGGGCCCCGGAGAGGACGACAGCAACAUCUCACUGCUGCUGUGCGAGGAAACCAUCCCCGGCUCGCCCGCUCCCGACGCGGAGCCGGCGCCGCCCCGUCAACGGCUACACAUGCCAUUCGCAUCGGCACCGCCGCAUCAUCAUACGCACUCGAAAGAGGAUCGCCGCGGUGAAGGCGGGUCCCGGGCGAGCGGCGCCGCGAGUGCCGGAGCGGGAGCGAGCGCGGGCGAGGCUCCGGGCGGCGGGCCCAGCGCUGCGCCUGCGCGAGAGGCAGCCUGGGGCCGCCCGCGCCCGCUUAUGGACAACACGCCCCCCACCACGCCCGACAGUAGCCUCGACAUGUCUCCGCACAGGGAGCGGCGGAUAUCGGAAAGAGACAGUCCGUCGGAACGAAAAGAAGACGAAGACGAAGGUCAAGCGAACGACGCGACGGCCCAUGACGUCGAUAAACCUCACGGCGGUAGUCGGUCACGCAAAGCUUCUGAGAGUUCAUGUGCAGGUGCGGGGCGCGGACGCACGCGACGCUCGCGGCGCGACACGGACGAAGCGCAAAACUUGCAUCACCACUCGCACCAACCGCCGCUCAAAUACAACUUUUACGUCGAUUUAGAUCCGACGUGGGAUUGUCAAACACGUAUUAACGUGUUGACUUCGCGUCUGGCGGACCUACGAAAAGCUUACCAUUCGGUAAAGGCAGAACUGGCAGCCAUCGAUCGACGACGGAAGAAACUGCGACGAAAGGAGAGAGAAGCUGUGAAGGCUGCGAAAGCUGCGUGCUCAUGA